Molecule: messenger RNA, 2075 nt
Organism: Acipenser ruthenus (sterlet)
Lineage: Eukaryota; Metazoa; Chordata; Actinopteri; Acipenseriformes; Acipenseridae
Product: zinc finger protein 135-like
Exons: 4
Coding region: 861-2018 (385 amino acids)
Biological process (GO): regulation of transcription by RNA polymerase II
Cellular component (GO): nucleus
Molecular function (GO): DNA-binding transcription factor activity, RNA polymerase II-specific; RNA polymerase II transcription regulatory region sequence-specific DNA binding
Source: RefSeq, a predicted model, not a curated record
UUGUUAAAAGGGGCGGCACUUCCGGUAAAAUACAAAUAUGAUUGGUUUAAAAGAGUAGCCAGUUAAAGUUCAAAAUACUGCAUUCUGAUUGGCUACUUGAGAGAAUGGUGCCACUUAAUAUGGUUAUUGACUACUUCCACCACAUAGGGAGCACAGAGUUGCUGCUGAACCUCUGUUACCUUUACCUGCAACACAAGUUCAGUUCUCACUUCCUUCAAUACUAAAGACACCCUGCUACUACUCAGCAGAACCCCCGUGUCUGAUGCCAGGGAUAGUGUGAAGAUGGAAUCUGUCCCCAUUAAAGAGGAGCUCCCUGAGCUUGAACUCGUCCCCAUUAGACUGGUUUUCUCCGGAUUGCCUUCCCUCCCCAUGAAACCGGAGAUGCCAUGUGACAGCAUCAAGUCAGAGGUGCCUGGUAUUAAAGAUGAGAGCAAUGAACUGGAGAUCCCCCAGACAGCAGGACCAGGUCCCAUUAAAGAAGAGGUGCUGGAAAUGCAGCCACUAAGCAGAAGCAUGUGUGAUGCCAUGGACAGUGUGAAGACUGAAUCUGACCUGAUUUAAAGAGGAGCUCCCUGAACUUGAAGUGGUCCCCAUUGCACUGUUAUCUGCACUGGCUUCCCUCCCCAUUAAACAGGAGCUCUGUGAGAUCAUGCCAUGCAGUGGCAUCAAGCCAGAGGGGUGUGCUGGGAUUAAAGCUGAACACAGUGAAUUGGAGAUCUGCCAGACAGAAGAACCCGUUUCCUUGAAAGCAGCCCCCCCCUGCGCUGGGUCCUGUACGCCUGCGGGCGUGUAGCGUGGUGCUGAAGAGAAUCUGCCUGAGAGUGCAGGGCGCUGGAGCGGGAGCCAGCUCUCCCAACAGCAUGCGAGGAUGUGGAAAGGAAGACGGGGGGAGCUCCCAUUCAGAGUGCAGUCCAGCAGGUUCCAGAAUAGCAGCUAAAGCAAGGGCGAGCAGUGACUGUGGGAAUGGUGUCACCAAGUCAGGAGGUUUUAGAAUACUCCAGCGAACGCGCAGAGGAAAGAAACCGUAUCUCUGCUCUGACUGUGGGAAGAGUUUCAGUUGGUCAGAAAACCUUGCAACACACCAGCGAACUCACACAGGAGAGAAACCAUUUCACUGCUCUGACUGUGGGAAGAGGUUUAGUCAUUCAGCAACCCUUGUAAUACACCAGCAAAUUCAUACAGGAGAAAAACCGUAUCGCUGUUCUGAAUGUGGGAAAGGGUUCAGUCACUUGGGAGAUCUUGUAAAACACUGCCGUGUUCACACAGGAGAGAAACCGUAUCAGUGUUCUGACUGUGGGAUGAGGUUUAAUCAGUCAGGACACCUUAAAACACACCAGCGAACACUCACAGGAGAGAAACCAUAUCGCUCUGACUGUGGGCAGAGUUUCAGUCGGUCAGGAAACCUUGCAUCUCACCAGCGAAUUCACACAGGAGAGAAACCAUAUCACUGUUCUGACUGUGGGAAGAGGUUUAGUCAUUCAGCAGCCCUUGUAAUACACCAUCGAAUUCACACUGGAGAGAAACCAUAUCAGUGUUCAGACUGUGGGAUGAGGUUUAAUCAGUCAGGACACCUUAAAACACACCAGCGAACACACACAGGAGAGAAACCAUAUCGCUGUGACUGUGGGAAGACGUUCAGUUCAUCAACAAACCUUGUAUCACACCAGCGAAUUCACACAGGAGACAAACCAUAUCACUGCUCAGACUGUAAGAAGAGUUUCAUUCAGUCAGGAGAUCUUGUAAAACACCAGCGUGUUCACACAGGAGAGAAACCAUAUCACUGUUCUGAUUGUGGGAAGGGUUUCAGUUCGUCGGGAUACCUUGUUGUUCACAAACGACUUCACACAGGAGAGAAACCAUAUGGCUGUUCUGAUUGUGGGACGAGGUUUAAUCAGUCAGGACACCUUAAAACACACCAGCGAACUCACACAGGAGUGAAACCGUAUCACUGUUCUGAUUGUGGGAAGAGUUACAGUGAUUCAAGAGACUUUGUAAAACACCAGCGAAUUCACACAUGAUAAAAAAUGCAUUGCUGCUCUGACUGUGGGAAGAGUUUCUAUAAGUCACGACACCUU